ACAAAAAAACACACAUGAAUAUGUUAUAAAGUGUCUCAGCUGACUGUGCAAACAAAACCAUUUAUGGCGGGGAAAAGUCCACCCUCGUAAAGCCCAGCCGAUAAGCAGACGGUGGCCAGAAGAGAACCGCGCCACCCGACAUGGACGCCAGCAAGAAUUUCCGCUUCUUCUUUUUGGUGUUUUUGUUCGUCUUUCUGCCCGCCUCAGAAGCCCAAGAACUUUGUAACGCUCGCACGUCGGUGAACGUCAAGGAGAACAAUGCGGUGGGCGACCUGGUGGAGACCAUCACGCUACAGGACGGGAUCACGGCCUCCUUGGCUUCCGCCGACGUCCCGUUCGCUCUGGACGGGAACCGGCUGAUCGCCAAAGAGGUUCUGGACUAUGAGAUGAUCCUGAUCAUCGUGGUCAUUGUGGAAAACGUGAACGACAACGCUCCGAUCUUUCCCAAGGACACGUACCAGAUCCAAGUCAAGGAACUGGCGCCCGUGGGGACCCUCAUUGGGCAAUUUCCCGCCACCGACUUGGACGAGGACACGACGCUCUUCUACAGGCUGACAUCGGAAUCGAAUUACUUUGGACUGGCGUCGCCCGAAGACCCGCAACUGGUCAUCCAGAACGUUCUGGAUUACGACAAAGUACAAAACGUAGAGAUGCUCUUGUACGUUCAGGACACGCCGUUGUCUGGUUCCGGCGGCCAGGUCUCAUUCAACGCCACCGCCACCAUCCAAGUCAACGUGGUGGACGUGGACAACAGACCGCCCUGGUUCCAGCCCUGCAACAAACACCCGGUGGCCGGUGGCAUAGUCUGCCAGAACACCGGCUACACUGGCCUAGUGAACCUCAACGAAAUGGAGGCCGGGCCAUUAACGCUGAAGCCGGGGCCGCUUCACGCCAUUGACGGCGACGUUGGGAUCAACGAGGCCAUCGUCUACUCCUUCCUGAGCGGAAAUGAGGACGGGCUGUUCGACAUCAACCCAAACACCGGCAACGUCAGCAUGGUGAAGGCGGCCGAUGUUUUGGGGACCAUCAGUCUGACAGUUCUGGCGGCCCAGACGCCAAGCAGUUCUCAGUUUGCCACCACCAGCCUCACAGUCAGCGUUCAGGUGAAGAGCCUGCACAUACCGCGAUUCCAGAGGCCCGAGUACCAGUGUGUGGUCGCUUCAGUGGGCGCCAUGGCGACAGACCCGACCAACAAGGACGAGCCGCUUCAGAUCAUCGCCUUGGAUGAGGACUACGCCGGUGUGGGGGGGAUAAACCCUCACAUCGUCUAUGGCGUCAUCGGAAGCGAGGACUUCGCCAUCAUCAACGGCUACUUGUUCAUGACCACCAAUCUCCCGGAGGGCACUCUCUCUCUGCAAGUGGAGGCGGUGGACACGUCCAAUGGGGAGAAUGUAAGAGCGCAGCUCUCGGUGGAGGUGAAAUCAGGUCUCACCACUACCGCUUUGCCUUCGAGCACUCCCGACAGUGUGACCAGCCCCUUGACCACUGAGGGUGGAACCACAGAUCAGGCAGAGUCCACCACCAACCCCGAUGCCUCCACCACCAACCCCGAACCCUCCACCGAAGGCAAAACCACUGAAACAAUGGAGUCCACCGCCAACACUGGCACUUCUACUGAGGGCACAACCACAGAAGCCCAUACGGAGUCCACCACUAACUCCGGAACUCCCACCGGGGACGGCGUCUCAUCUGGUGUCACUGCCACAAGUGAAAGUAGCUCCACCGCCGCCACAGAAUCGCAGGUGACGCCACUGGUCACCGACGGUCCCACCAGCCCUGCGGACCCUCACACAGAGAAGGCGCCAAUUCCGCCAGGCGACUUCGGGCCAGGGGACAUGGCCGCGCUGGGGGCGACCCUCGGCGUUCUUCUCUUGGUCUGCGCGGUGACCAUCGGAGUGCUCGUUUGUCGCCUUCAGAGGGGAAAAGCCGACUGGAGGAAGAUCCACGAAGCCAGCGUCUUCCGAAGCUCCGUGGGCCAGGGAGUUGGCGGCGAGAAGCAGGGCGUCCAGUACACCAACGAGGCUUUCCAGCACGACGAUGACGACAACGACGACGGCGGCGUGGGCUCCGGGGGUCCGUUUGUCACGGCGGUAAAAGAGGGGCCGGCGGACGACUCCGCCCUCACGUCCAGCGUGAGGGCGCUGGGCACCCUCCUGGAUGCCGACAACAUCAGCCAGAUGAGCUCGGACAAGGAGGAGGUGGUGAAGCCCAUCCUGACCAAAGAACGCCGCCUGGAGGAAGGCUACAAGGCCGUAUGGUUCAAGGAGGACAUCGACCCGGACGCCAAGGAGGAAGUGGUCAUCAUUCCCAACAGCAGGGCGGACGACAGCGAGGACGAGGACGACGACGCCCCUGCUAAACGCUCGCAGCCAACCGAGCUCGACCUGGACAGCGGCUUGGGAGUGAGGAUCGAGGAUCCGGCGGAGGACUCGGAAAGUGACGACGUUCUGAACGUCGACCUUUGAGGAGGGCGCGGCGGGAAGCAAUAAAAGCGGAUGACUAUUAUGGUCUGAC
Molecule: messenger RNA, 2514 nt
Organism: Hippocampus zosterae (dwarf seahorse)
Lineage: Eukaryota; Metazoa; Chordata; Actinopteri; Syngnathiformes; Syngnathidae
Product: cadherin-related family member 5-like
Exons: 14
Coding region: 141-2465 (774 amino acids)
Biological process (GO): cell morphogenesis; calcium-dependent cell-cell adhesion; adherens junction organization
Cellular component (GO): catenin complex; membrane; adherens junction
Molecular function (GO): cadherin binding; calcium ion binding
Source: RefSeq, a predicted model, not a curated record